Molecule: messenger RNA, 8491 nt
Organism: Podarcis lilfordi (Lilford's wall lizard)
Lineage: Eukaryota; Metazoa; Chordata; Lepidosauria; Squamata; Lacertidae
Source: the annotation of a GenBank genome assembly
GAAAGAGAUUCUCCAUCCGUAGCUUUUUUGUUUGUUGAUUCGCCCAGACAGAAAGCAGAGGACUGCAUUACCCUCUGCAGGAAGGCGCUCUGCACGGGCUCAGGAAUACUUUUUUGGGGAGAUGGAAACCACCGCCUCCGGCCAGAUCCCUUUGCAGCGACCAGCAGAGGGCGAGGAGCGCAGGGCGCGCGCGUCUCCUCUCCUCCGGCUCCGGAGGGAGGGAUGGAGGUCGGACGGAAGGGGCUGAGCUUCUUGCCAAGCGGCGGAUUUAGCAUCCGGGGGUGCCUCUGAAGCCUUGGGGGCGGAGAGAGGCACCCACCCACCCAGCAACCCCAGAUGUGCAGCGGGAUCGGCGGAGGAGCCUCCUGCGCGCUUGGAGCCUGGACGGGAGACACGCCUUUGCCCGACGACAGCUCAAGCCCUGCAAGCAGGUUUGCAAGGAAAGAAGCGCCUGAUCCGGAUCAUCACCGCCCCUAACAUCAACAGGGCGCCCGGAGAAAACAGGGUACCACACACGCGCGCGCCGGCACCCCCAAGCAUCUCCAAAAUAGCUGCUUGGUGCGCCUUUUCCACCCGCCUGCCCACCUGUCGGAAGGUCUAGGCGCGCCUACUCCCGAGGAAGCCCCGUUGACUUCAGUGGGGCUUGAAAUCCCCGGAGAACCCUAGGAUCAUAGAGUUGGAAAGAACAUUUUCUUUCUAGGUAUAUAAAAUUUGUAUAUCGUUUUUGUAUACAUGUUGGAAAUUAUAGUAAGUCCUGUAACGUAAUAUGACAACGUUUACUGAUGUAAUAUAAUAAUGUUAACAAAUAAAUAAAAUGCAAAUUCCAAAAAAAAAGGAUCGUAGAGUUGGAAGGGGUCCCCGAGGGUCAUCUAGUCCAACCCGCUGCAGUGCAGGAAUCUCAGCUAAAGCAUCCAUUAUGGAUGGUCAUCCAACCUCUGCUUGAAAGCUUACAAGGAAGGAGAGUGCAAAACCUCCCUUCCACGGUCAAACAGCUCUUUCUGUCAGAAAGCUAUUCUAUAUGUUGAGUCGGAAUCUCUUCUCUUGCAGCUUGAAGCACUUGGUUCGAGUCCUACCCUCCAGAGCAGGAGAAAACAAGCUUGUUCCCUCUUCCAUGUGGCAGCGCUUCAGAUAUUUGAUGAUGGCUCUUGUAUCUCCUCUCAGUCCCCUCUUGUUCAGGCUAAACAUACCCAGCUCCUUCGACCACUCUUCAUAAGGCCUUCUGUCGAGUCAGCUCUUGUAUUCACUGACCGGCAGCAGCAGCCUGCAGGGUUUGAGACAUUCCCAGUCCUACCCCAGAGAUGCCAGGAAUGGAAUUCAGGGCUUUUAGGGACCAUCUGACUUAGAUGCUUGAGCUGAGAUUCCUCCAUUGCAGGGGGUUGGACUAGAUGACCCUCGGGGUCCCUUCCAGCUCCACAACUCUAUGAUUCAAUAGCUUCUGAUGCUCGGCCCCUGAACCACUGCCCUUGCUUGGUCUGGCGUGCAGAGGAUUGCAGCCAUCGCCUACUCCAGGAUCUGUUGUCCUCUCUCCGCAGAAUUCUCCUGCCUCUGAGUUAUCUCUCUCUCUUUUCCCCCCACACCUGCAGGCGUCUCACCUCUGCUGAGUCAAAACGUCCAGGGAAGGAGAGGAACUGGAGGAAUGGAUGGCACGCAGCUGAGUCAGGUAAGGGAUUUUGUGGGUGGUUUGCGGUUCGUGCCCCAAUCAUCCCUCAAACCCAGCCAAAACUUGUUGGGUUGUUGUUGUUUUUUAAAGAGAUAUGCCUGGGGCACUUUUUCCUCUCUCUCUACCUCGGCUUCUAGUCUAGCCUGUGUAUAACGGGAUAAAUUCCUGCUUUUAAAAACAUAUCUAUACAGUGGUACCUCAGGUUACAUACGCUUCAGGUUACAUACGCUUCAGGUUACAGACUCCACUAACCCAGAAAUACUACCUCGGGUUAAGAACUUUGCUUCAGGAUGAGAACAGAAAUCGCGUGGUGCUAGCGGGAGGCCCCAUUAGCUAAAGUGGCGCUUCAGGUUAAGAACAGUUUCAGGUUAAGAACGGACCUCCGGAACGAAUUAAGUAUGUAACCAGAGGUGCCACUGUAUAUUAUUGCAUUUAUUUCCCAUCUUUUGCUCUGUGGAACUCAAGGUGACAUCUCUGCCCCCCCCCCAUUUAAACCCCACAACAACCUUGUGAGGUAGAGAGACUGGCCCAAGAUUGCCCCGUGAUCACUAGUCCAACACUCUUAAGUACACCUUUUCUCAACCGGUUUUUCUGCAAAGGCGAAUGACGCUGGUGCCGUGAGUCCUUGCAUAAGGUGGAAGAGACAGGGAAACUCAGUGGUGAAUCAGCGAAGGAAGGCAGUGUGGUGCAGUGGUUAGGGUGUUGGACUAAGACCCUGGAGACGAGAGUUUGAAUCCCCACUCAGCUGUGAAGCUCACUUGGUGGCCUUUGUCUCCCAGUCUAACCCACUUCGCUGCGUUGUUGAUAACAGGGAGUACUGUGAAUGCCACCAAGAGCUCCUUUAAAGGAAAGGUGCAAAUAAUAACAAUAAUAAUAAUGUGCUAUAGGAUCCCCGAGCCCUUAAAAUCCAGCUUGUUUAUGAAGAUCACCUGAAGAGGUGCUUUUAAUUGGUCCUUGUUUUAAAGAGGUCCACUUUGCCUCUGGUAGAAGGUGGGUGUUUAGGGUACACAAUCGCCUGCUAUGUAACUGCUUUCCCAGCAGAGAUUUGGCAAAAGCUUUUGACUUUCAGGAGUCUCUCAAAGACAUUUUUAUUGCCAGCUGGACUUCUUGCUGAUUAUAUUUUCUACUUUAAAAAAAAAAUGGAUUAGCCUGUCACCUUAAGGAUUCUUUUAAUUGUGUUUUGUAUUUUAAUGUUGUGCGCUGCCCUGAGAUAUAUAGAUACAAACAGACACACGAGCACACACAAAUAUAUAUAUAUAUGUAUAUAUAGAUGGAACAUUGCAGAAAUACUUUCAUAAAUAAAUAUUCGCAGCCUUUAAAAUACCCACAAGCAGCAAAGUGAGUAGUUCUGCCUAUAAAUUAUCUCCUGGAAGUGCCUUCAAAACGUAUCCUGACUUUUAAAUUAAUUGUUUUAUUGUUUAUGAAAUUUGUAUACCUCUUUUCCAUCCGUAGCUCUUAGGGCAGUUCACAACACAAAAACACAAAAUACAUCAUAAAAACAAAAAGUGCCCCACUAGUGAUGUGAGGUGAGAAUAUUCUCUGGAGAAUAUUCUCCACAAACUGUAAAUUCUGUGUCGUCUACACAGCUGCUUUAAAUGUACACACCUCAUUAAUCGAGAACAUUCUCCAAAACAUUAUUCUUGAGAAUUUAACAUCACUACCCGCCACAAACCAGUAACCCCCCCCUUCCCCCUUUGUUGCCACCAGCAACCCUGCUAACUGCUUUUUUGUUUUUUCCAGGUUGUUGAGGCUCUGGGAGACAGGUGAGCUUGAAUUAUGGGUACAGGGGAUUCUUACUGCGGGUUUCACCUUCAGCGGAGCUGGAAAGGGACCUCAAAUGUGGGGUGGUCAGACCAUGGGGUAGGGACACGUCUUGUAUCUGAUGCUGCCUGGAACCAGGCAAAGGGCCUUCUCGGUGGUGGCGCCUGCCCUGUGGAACUCCCUCCCACCAGAUGUCAAAGAAAUAAACCACUAUCUGACUUUUAGAAGACAUCUGAAGGCAGCCCUGCUUAGGGAAGCUUUUAAUGUUUGAUGAAUUGUUCUAUUUUAAUAUUUUGCUGGAAGGUGCCCAGAGUGACUGGGAAACCCAGCCAGAUGGACAGAGUAUAAAUAAAUUAUUAUUGUUAUCAUUAUGCCUGUCUUGAACAUCCUUCUCUGUCUCUUUUCUCCAGCAAGGAAGGCAUCAAGCUUCCCCCAAAAACCAAACUAUUUCUGGUGGAGUCGAAACAGGGAGCCGGUGCUCAUUUGGAGGAAAAGUCUGCCUUUCAGGAGGAGCUCCUUGGAUGCAAAGGUUGAAUAUGAGUCUUUCUUGAUUCUGCUCCAGCCAUGGUGCAAAAGUGGUUUGGGGUGGGUGGAGAUUGCAGUUCCUCAUCCUUACCCCGCUCCCUGCAAGUCCAUAACCAUGGCUGAAAAGUAUACAGUGGUACCUCGGAUUACAGAUGCUUCAGGUUACAUACACUUCAAGUUACAGACUCCGCUAACCCAGAAAUAGUACCUCAGGUUAAGAACUUUGCUUCAGGAUGAGAACAGAAAUCGUGCUCCGGCGGCGGGGCGGCAGCAGGAGGCCCCAUUAGCUAAAGUGGUGCUUCAGGUUAAGAACAGUUUCAGGUUAAGUACGGACCUCCGGAACGAAUAAAGUACUUAACCCGAGGUACUACUGUACAUACAUAUACAGUGGUACCUCGGUUUUCGAACGUAAUCUGUUCCGGAAGACCGUUCGAGUUCUGAAACCUUCGAAAACUGAAAACUCAACAGCCAGCAGAUAGGCCUCAGGAUCUUGCACUCAGCGGAAGCCGCGUGGCAUGUUCGACUUCCAAGGCAUGUUCGAAAACCAAAUUGUUCAUCAACAGAGACGUUCGAAAACAGAGGUACCACUGUACAUAUAUGUAAUUUUUUAUAAUUUUAUAAAAAAUUAUAAAAAUGUCAUCCCUGUGUGUGAGACCACUUUAACUUUCAGGAUACCAGUGUUACAGAAUAUUCAUUCUGCGCUUGUAAGAAAUUUGUCUUUUUCCAUGGUAACAUUUUAACUUUGGAACUACCUGCCUAUUAGCGUCAGGCAGCCACCUUUACUGAACUGUUUUCAGCUUGAAAUAUUUAUCUUUAGGCAAGCCUAUCUAGACACAUAGAUGUUGACAUGUCUUAAUCUCUUUUCCUGAUAAGUUUAAUUAUUUUUAAAUCUUAUGUUGAUCAUCUUAAUAUUUCUUGUAAGUGACUUAGAGGCUACAAUCGAGUGAUAUAUAUAUAUAUAGAUAUAUAUAUAUGAUAAAUUUUUAUUUAUACCCCGCCCUUCCCGGUUCAAAAACUGGGCUCAGGGCGGCUAACAACAAAUUUAAAACACUUAAUUGAUGCAACAAAAAAACAGCAUAAAAUACGGUAUAAAACGUGAAUAACAAUAAGUUCAGAAUUGAAAAAUCAAUUUAGGGGGAAAAUACAUCCAAUAAACAUUAGAUGAUCACCAGGGCUGGCUGGCUAAAUUAGUCCCACUUGGGCCAGCAAGGAGACCAGGGGAGAAUUAGCUGUGGGAUCCCAGAGCGGGUAAUCUUCAUAAAAAGGGGAGGGAGAGGGAAGGAAGGGGAACAAAAGAUCAGGCUAAGUUCAAGUUGAAAACCUGGCAGAAUACCUCUGUCUUACAGGCCCUGCGGAAGGAAGUUAAAUCCUGCAGGGCCCUGGUCUCACGGGACAGAGCAUUCCACCAGGUCGGAGCCAUCACUGAGAAGGCCCUGGCCCUGGCGGAGGAUAAUCUAACUUCCUUAGGGCCCGGGACCUCUAAGCUAUGGUUAUUCAUGGACCUUAAGGUCCUCUGUGGGGCAUACCAGGAGAGGCGGUCCUGUAAAUAUAAUAUAUAUUAUGUUGUUGAAUAAAUUAAAUUAAUCUCCUAGGCUGUUUAUCUGCGUUUGGUCAGGCUGUCCCUAAUUUGCAGGGUCUCUCUUGUUUUUUAAAUGGACAUGGAAUCAUAGAAGGGACACUGAGGGUCACCUUGUUCAACCCCCUGCAAUGCAGGAAUCUCAACUAAAGCCCUAAAUGGCCUCAGCCCAGUUUACCUAUAGCAGCAUCUCCACCCCCAUCCUUCAGCCUGAGGUCCAGCUCCGAGGGCCUUCUGGCGGUUCCCUCCCUGUGAGAAGUGAAGUUACAGGGAACCAGGCAGAGGGCCUUCUCGGUAGUGGCACCCACCCUAUGGAACACCCUCCCACCAGAUGUCAAGGAAAUAAACAUCUAUCUGACUUUUAGAAGACAUCCGAAGGCAACGCUGUUUAAGGAAGUUUUUAAUGUUUGAUGUUUUAUAGUAUUUUUAAUAUUUUGUUGGGAACCACCCAGGGUGGGUAGGGUAUAAAUAUAUUAUUAUUAUUAUUAUUAUUAAUGACAGAGGACCAUCCAACUUCUGCUUAAAAACCUUCAAUGAAGGAGAGUUCACUGCACAUCUAUGUCUGACUAGAUGUUCAAAUGAAGCAAUUUUUAAUGCAUGAGUUAACUGUGCCUCUUGCAGAGGAACCUUUGAUGAAUUCCAGGACUGGACUGUUACCAAACUUGCUGCUAAUCAUGCUUAUUUUACUACAGUGUUACCUCGGGUUAAGUAAUUAAUUCAUUCUGGAGGUCCGUUCUUAACCUGAAACUGUUCUUAACCUGAAGCACCACUUUAGCUAAUGGGGCCUCCCGCUGCCAGAGCACAAUUUCUGUUCUCAUCCUGAAGCAAAGUUCUUAACCUGAGGUACUAUUUCUGGGUUAGCGGAGUCUGUAACCUGAAGUGUAUGUAACCUGAAGCGUAUGUAACCCGAGGUACCACUGUAUCCUCUUGAAUUAUAUACCCAGCACAUGAAACCUUACAAAAGGACAAUACGAGUGGACUCUCUGAGCCCUAACCGCGGCAAAAAGACUGAUACUGAUGAAUUAGAAAAAAUAAAAAUGCAGCAAAGUUCUUAAGCUGAGGUACUAUUUCUGGGUUAGCAGAGUCUGUAACCUGAAGCAUAUGUAACCUGAGGUACCGCUGUAUCUCUCUUUUUCAAUAGGUCAAGGGUUGACAACCGAGGAGAACAGCGACGAAACAACUCGCAGUGCAGACAGUUCUGGGAGAUGGUUAGGAAAAGCCAAAAACACCGUUUUCCCGGCUCCUCGGCAGGACAUGACUUUGGAAAACGAGCAAAAGCAAAAGGGGACACCUCCAGGAAGAGAAGGCCGAAACAAGUCAGUCCUUCGUGCGGCCGGCAACAAAGUCAGCGCCAACAAGAGGCAACUGGCGUGCAGCAAGUGUGGGAAAGGCUUCAGCAACAGCUCGAACCUUAUCGCUCACGAGAGAAUCCACACUGGCGAGAAGCCCCACAAGUGCCCGAGCUGUGGGAAGAGCUUUGGUAAGAAAUCGACCCUCGUCGCUCACGAGAGAAUCCACACCGAGGAGAAACCGUACGAGUGUUCGGUGUGCGGGAGAAGCUUCAGCCAGACCUCGAGCCUCGUCGCCCACGAGAGGAUCCACACGGAGGAGAAGCCGUACGAGUGCUCCAAGUGCGGAAGGAGCUUCAGUUUAAAAUCGAGCCUGGUCGCCCACGAGAGGAUCCACACGGGCGAGAAGCCAUACAAGUGCUCCGACUGUGGGAAAAGCUUCAGCCAGAAGUCCGCCCUCAUCCCGCACGUGAGGACCCACAAGGGGGAAAAGCCCUACACCUGCUCAGCCUGCGGCAAAGGCUUCAGCCAGAGCUCGAACCUUAUUGCACACGAGAGAAUCCACACGGGGGAGAAACCUUAUCAGUGCGCGAACUGCGGCAGGAGUUUCAACUGCAGCUCCAGCCUUAUCAGGCACCAGAGGAUCCACACGGAGGACAAGCCGUACGACUGCUCGGACUGCGGGAAAAGCUUCGGCUGCAGCUCCAGCCUCAACAGGCACCAAAGGACUCACACGGGAGAGAAACCCUACGAAUGCUCGGAUUGCGGCAAAACCUUCAGCGUCAGCUCGCAGCUCAGUGUGCACCAGAGGACGCACACCGGAGAGAAGCCCUUUGAGUGCUCGGCUUGCGGGAAAAGUUUCAGCGUGCGAUCGAGCCUGAACGCCCACGAGAAAAUCCACACGGGGAAGAAACCGUACAAGUGCGGGGACUGCCCUACGAGCGUCUACUUGAAAUCCAGCCUCAACGCACACAAGAAACUGCACCGAGGCGAGAAGCCGUACGACUGCGCCGAGUGCGGGAAGAGCUUUUCCUGCAGCUCCAGCUUCCUCCGACAUCAGAGAAUCCACACCGGAGAGAAACCGUACAACUGCGCCGACUGCGGGAAGAGCUUCACUCUGAACUCGAACCUUAUCACUCACCAGAGAACCCACACGGGCGAGAAGCCCUACCAGUGCCGGGACUGCGGUAAGUUUUUCAGCGUGAGUUCGCAGCUCAACGUUCACCAGCGGACACACACGGGCGAAAAGCCCUUUGAAUGCUCGGACUGCAGCAAGUGUUUCACCUGUAGCUCCGCCUUGAUUCGACACCAACGGACCCACACGGGAGAGAAACCCUACCAGUGCUCCGAGUGCGGGAAAAGGUUCAACCUGAGUUCGAACCUUAUCGCUCAUCAGAAAACCCACACGGGAGAGAAGCCGUAUAAAUGCAUGUAUUGCGGUGAGAGCUUCUAUACGAGGCCGCAUUUUGUCGAGCACCAUAAAACCAGCCACCUAGAGGCUAUAAAUGCGAAAACAGACGACAGCAAAGCUCAUCGUGACUCCCAGUCCAUCAAGUACCAGAUAAACUAUGUAGGCUGGGAUUGACAAAUUGACUGAGAAAAGCGUAGUGGCAGAGCUGAUGGGAGGUUGUACACUGCUCUCCUGUGUUUUGCAAAAUAAAAAUCCAUGUUUCUUCCGUA